ACAAAAUGAUAAAUCGUUGAAGUGAUUCCCAACUGUCAUUUGAGAGUUGACGUUUGACAACAGCUAUCAUUUUAUUAAUUCGAUAAAAUGGCUUUAAUAUUCAGGCUUCAUCAAAACCGACAACUUCUCAAAUAUGUUGCGGCGAAUAAAAGUUUGAUUCUUUUGGCACGACCAGUUACAAUAAAAGCACAACCGGCACCUCCUCAAUCAUGCGAGGGUUACGACGAGAGGAACAUGAAAAUUGGAAGACCUCUAUCACCUCAUCUACUCAUUUAUAAACCGCAAUUAACAGCAAUGUUGUCAAUUACUCAUAGAGCAACAGGAAUGGCACUUGGUUUUUAUUUAGUUUGUUUAAGUGUUGGAACAAUGUUAACAUCCCACGAUCUCAUGUAUUACAUGUCAUCUUUGGAGAAUAUAAGUUGGUUUACUCACUUUAUAGGAAAAAUGUGCUUUGCUGUACCUCUCGCUUACCAUUAUGUAAAUGGAAUUCGUCACUUGGCUUGGGAUAUGGGCAAACUCCUUACUAUUAAAGAAGUUUAUUCAAGUGGUUAUGCGAUGCUUGGGAUUUCUAUUAUUGCAGCGGGUGUUCUUGCUAUGCUAUAAUGACCUUUACA
Molecule: messenger RNA, 614 nt
Organism: Onthophagus taurus
Lineage: Eukaryota; Metazoa; Arthropoda; Insecta; Coleoptera; Scarabaeidae
Biological process (GO): mitochondrial electron transport, succinate to ubiquinone; tricarboxylic acid cycle
Cellular component (GO): respiratory chain complex II (succinate dehydrogenase); membrane
Molecular function (GO): electron transfer activity
Source: RefSeq, a predicted model, not a curated record